This is a messenger RNA of Scleropages formosus (Asian bonytongue), 3039 nucleotides long. RefSeq names its product limb development membrane protein 1 (gene lmbr1). NCBI's taxonomy places the organism in Eukaryota, Metazoa, Chordata, Actinopteri, Osteoglossiformes, Osteoglossidae. The transcript is spliced from 17 exons. The coding region runs from base 179 to 1642 and encodes 487 amino acids. The record is from RefSeq and is a predicted model, not a curated record. Gene Ontology annotation, biological process: signal transduction. Gene Ontology annotation, cellular component: plasma membrane. Gene Ontology annotation, molecular function: transmembrane signaling receptor activity.
CCCUUGGCGUCAACGAAACGCGGAGGCUCCAGUUUCUGACUCUUGGGCGGUACUGUUGUGCUGUUUUGUGCCUUUGUCUGAAUCGCCACUUUGUUUUUAAAUGUGCUGCGAUGGCGCGCUCGUCGCCGACAGCCGCGGUACGCCGACAGUGAGCGAUUAAUUUGUAAGAAUAUGAAGAAUGGACGAGGACGAGGUGACCGUCAGAGAGCAGAAUUUCCACAGCCAAGUGCGGGAGUACAUCAUCUGCUUCCUGCUGUUUGCAGCACUCUACAUCGUCUCAUACUGCAUCAUCACGAGAUACAAGAGGAAAACUGAUGACCACGAAGAUGAAGAUGCUAUAGUGAACAGAAUCUCGCUGUACCUGUGCACCUUCACACUGGCUGUGUCUGCGGGCGCUGUGCUGCUGCUGCCCUUCUCCAUAGUCAGUAACGAGAUCCUGCUCUCCUUCCCCAAAAACUACUACAUUCAGUGGCUCAAUGGCUCGCUCAUCCAUGGCCUGUGGAACCUGGUGUCCCUUUUCUCCAACCUCUGCCUCUUCGUGCUCAUGCCCUUCGCUUAUUUCUUCCUGGAGUCCGAAGGAUUUGCCGGAUCAAAGAAGGGCAUCAAGGCUCGUAUUCUGGAGACCUUUGUCAUGCUCUUCCUGCUUGCCCUGCUCAUCUUGGGAAUGGUGUGGGUGGCCUCGGCGCUCAUCGACAACGACGCGGCCAGCAUGGAGUCGCUGUAUGAUCUUUGGGAGUUCUACCUGCCCUAUUUGUACUCUUGUAUAUCCUUAAUGGGCGGUUUACUGCUUCUCAUGUGCACGCCUGUGGGACUCUCCCGCAUGUUUACUGUCUGGGGCCAGUUGCUGGUGAAGCCCACGAUCCUGGAAGACCUCGAUGAGCAAAUUUACUGCAUCCACUUGCAAGAAGAGGCUCUCCAGAGGAGACUGAAUGGGUUGUCGGCCCAGUGCAACAUCACGCACCUGCACAAAGAACUUGAAGGCAUCAGGAGUCAAAAGAAUAAACUCGAGAGGCGAAAGAAGGCUUCGGCCUGGGAGAGGAAUCUGCUUUACCCCGUCGUCAUGCUCAUACUGCUCACCGGAACUGCCAUCUCCGUUCUUCUGGUCGCCCUCAACAUUCUGUACCUGCUAGUGGACGAAACCGCCAUGCCCAAAGGGUCGAAGGAAAGAGGCAUAGGAAACGCAUCGCUGUCCCCCUUCGGAGUUGUGCAAGCAGCCAUUGAAAUAAUAAUGAUGUUCUACCUGCUGGUUUCGUCUGUUGUCGGAUUCUAUAGCCUACGCGUGUUUGAAGGCCUGACCCCCAGGAAGGACGACACCACGAUGACCACAAUCAUUGGAUGUUGCGUCUCGAUUCUCGUGCUGAGCUCAGCUUUGCCAGUGAUGUCCCGAACACUGGGGAUUACCAGGUUCGAUCUUCUCGGGGACUUCGGGAGAUUUAACUGGCUGGGCAACUUCUACAUCGUCCUGUCGUACAAUCUGCUCUUCGCUGUGGUGACGACGCUCUGCCUGGUCCGGAAGUUCACCUCCGCCAUCAGGGAAGCGCUCCUCAAGGCUUUAGGCCUGGAUAAAUUGCACCUGUCAAACAGCCCGACGGAUGCAGAGACGUCCAAGCACUCGGCAAACGGGCACCAGAAGUCUCUGUGAAGGCUACGUGGCGGCGACUUCCAGCCGCCACGGAGAGAUUUCAGCUCCAUGACAUUCCAUCGCCCUCCUUGUCCCGAGUUCGCACUCUUCAGGGGAAGAGGGAGGCAUCUCGGCCCCGGCGACGCCACGACGACUGUGAAUCUCGCUUCUCGUUCCUUCGAACUCUCACUUCCAACCGCGCCAACGGAGAACGUUCCGAAUCACCUGGUGCAAAAGCUGGCAGAACGUUCCAGAAGCCAGGCACAUCACCGACCGGAGACCGAAGGGAGAAUAAAGAACACAAGCGGCGGUUUGCCUUCCCAUACGUUGUGGUUUGGUGGCAGCUGUCAGAGCCACAUUUUUCUCGUCCGGUUUUAGCAGUUGUAUGUUUGUGCGACGCGCUAUCAGCAAUCCAUUACUUUUUCAGUGCUGUUACUUUUUUUGUGAAAGCGAAGCACUUUCUGGUGUCUCAAAGUGUGUGAUUCACAUUUUGUAAACAUUGCGUUCGUCCCACCAUUUGCAGUGCUGCUGUGAAGUGACACCUCUCACUAUCGGACAGACAUUUGCUGGCAUUUAAGACACGCUUACGGUGAACUCUUAUUAAUACGUGCACGUGUGACGGCGUUGACAGCGACGGAGUUGAAGUUUUGCAGUUUUCUGGUGCUCAGUUUUAGGGAGUUGAUUUGAGCAAGAUUGUCUACUAGGAAAAUUUUAUGGUAAAAACUUCCCCACCAGGGCAUUUUUUCCAGUCUUUAUAUUUUACCAGAUUAAUCCCAUAGUUAUGUAUUCCAUAUAUAUUUAAAGAAUGUAUUUUGCCGUUUUGAGGUGAACAAAUGGUGGUCAUUCUAUCGACAGUGGUGGUCAAUCUUAUUGCUGUUCAUUUCAAGCUACCUUCUCGCUUAAGCACACUUGGACAAAAAUUUUGGCUAUUACAGUAGUUUACUAAUGUGAGGCACAUAUGCUUCUGUGUCACAAUGUCUCAAGAACUUUCCCGCGUCUUAUUUGGAAGGAGUGGGGAUUAAAGGUCUUAACUGAGUUACUCAGCUGAGUAGCUCAUGUGACGUUCCAGGAGCCCGAUAAUGUGUUUAUAUGCAUAAUCUUCAUUAUUAAUGUCAUUAUUAUUGCCGUAUUUAAACUUUUAAGUCUGGUAUGAGAGGUGUCGAUGGAAGGAGACCUCUUGGCUUUGUGCUGCCCAGGCUUUGCCACCUUCAAUUUUUACCCAUUUGUGGUUGAGCUGCAACCCCUCGGUAUAUGCUGGGCUAUAUCAUAAUGCAGGUUCCUUUUGGACCGUUGGUCCACAUCUGUCAGCUCCCUGUUUCCUGACGCAUUUGACCUCUCCACAAAAAGGAUCUGCUUUGGUGCAUUUUUAGUAUACGCAGCCUGGUAGAGUACUUCUGAUGUUCUGCAAGGGACUAAAA